AGCAAGAGGAAGAGGGAAGGGAGGGAGAAGAAAAGAGGGAGAGGAGAAGAGAAGAGAGAGGGAAAAGAGGAGGGCGGAAAAGGUGAGAGAGGCUGAGAGAAGGCUAAGCAGAGGAUGGGAUAAGGCAACGGAGCGAGGGAGAAAGAAAAAAGAUGGGAGAAGAGGAAGUGGCAAGAGGAGGGAGGAUGAAUGCAGGAAGAAAGGAGAAAAGAAAAAAGCUGGCAGGGAGGAGAAAGAAGAGGAAAAGCGCCCAGCUCCAGCUCGCUCUCUGCGGGGCCAGCCGAGAGAAGCCGGAGAAGCGCUGAUCCUCCGGCUCCUACCAAGUCCCAGCACUCACUGGCUCCGCUCCUCACCCCUAACAACUUGACACUGAGCAGCGGUGGCGGCGGCGGCGGCGGCAGCGCCUGUGCUGAGCCAGCGGCAGUGAGCAAAGCAACAGUUUCCAGGGGAGGAGACCUGCCCGGGACAGGGACCCGCGGUAAAGCGACUGGAGCCGCACUCCGGCCGGUGAUCUGGGAAGCGGUCCCGCAGUCUUGGAACGCUCCGGGGACUGGGAUUUUCAUUGCUGACCCAUUCAAGUGAUGUUAAGUUACCACCAUGACCCUCUUGCCUGGAGAAAACUCAGAUUAUGACUACAGCGCCCUGAGCUGCACUUCCGAUGCCUCCUUCAGUCAUCAGCAUGCGUUCUUUCCUCGGUCUGAGUCCCUCAAGGGCGUGUUUUACCGCAGGGCCAAGAGACUUCACCCCAAAGACAACGCCCCCCAAAGCGGUCAGCCUGAAGACCGAAAGAGGCAGAUCAUCAUUAACGUGGGGGGGAUCAAGUACCUGCUGCCAUGGACCACACUGGACGAGUUUCCGCUGACCCGCUUGGGCCAACUCAAGUCCUGCACCAACUUCGACGACAUCCUCAACGUCUGUGACGACUACGAUGUGACCUGCAACGAGUUCUUCUUCGACCGCAACCCUGGGGCCUUCAGGACGAUCCUGACUUUCCUCCGGGUGGGGAAGCUCCGGCUGCUCAGAGAGAUGUGCGCGCUGUCUUUCCAGGAGGAGCUCCUGUACUGGGGCAUCGAGGAGGACAACCUGGACUGGUGCUGCCGACGGCGCUACCUGCAGAAGAUCGAGGAGUUCGCCGAGAUGAACGAAAGGGAGGAUGACCUGCUGGAGAGCGAGAGCCCCGGGGAGAUGGCCGAGGAGAGCCGGCUGGGCCAGUGCAUGAAGAGGCUGCAGGACAUGGUGGAGAGGCCUCACUCAGGGCUGCCAGGGAAGGUGUUCGCCUGCCUCUCUGUGCUGUUUGUAACCAUCACUGCGGUGAAUCUGUCUAUCAGCACCAUGCCGAGCUUGAGAGAAGAGGAAGAACAAGGUGAAUGCUCCCAGAUGUGCUACAACAUCUUCAUUGUGGAGUCAGUGUGUGUGGGCUGGUUCUCCCUCGAGUUCCUACUGAGGUUCAUCCAGGCACCCAGCAAGUUUGCCUUCCUCCGGAGCCCCUUGACUCUGAUCGACAUAAUCGCCAUCCUCCCCUAUUACAUUACACUGGUGGUGGAUAGCACAUCUGUGGGUCAAAAGAAGCCUAGCUCUGGCAACAGCUACCUGGACAAGGUGGGCCUGGUGCUCCGUAUCCUGCGGGCCUUGAGGAUCUUGUAUGUCAUGAGGCUGGCGAGACACUCCCUGGGCCUGCAGACGCUUGGGCUCACGGCCCGAAGGUGUACCCGGGAAUUUGGGCUCUUGCUGCUGUUCCUUUGCGUGGCCAUUGCCCUCUUUGCCCCAUUACUCUAUGUCAUUGAGAAUGAGAUGGCUGAUAGCCAAGAAUUCAGCAGCAUUCCAGCCUGCUACUGGUGGGCUGUCAUCACUAUGACCACAGUGGGGUAUGGUGACAUGGUACCCAGGAGCACUCCUGGCCAGGUGGUAGCCCUGAGCAGCAUACUCAGUGGCAUCCUCCUUAUGGCAUUCCCUGUGACCUCCAUCUUCCACACAUUCUCCCGCUCCUACCUGGAGCUGAAGCAGGAACAGGAGAGGGUCAUGUACAGGAGGGCACAAUUCCUAAUCAAAACCAAGUCACAGCUGAGUAACAUGUCACAGAACAGCAAUGUUUUAUUUGGCAGCACCUCCUCAGACACUAGAGACAACAACUGAAAUGAGACAACUCUGAACACCCACUGGUGUGACACUUAAGUGGCCUUGGCAGUAAGGUCUCCCCAAAGACCACCCGGAUGUCUGUGACAACUGAACAGUGGGCACUGCCCCUACAGAGACAAGAGAGAAAAGAGCAUUACAUGUGGAGGUUGGGUCAUUCCCAUAAUACAUAGCCAUGGAUGGUCCCCAUAUUUUGCCACACUUAAUAGGUUCAUGUCCAUCAAUAAAGAAAUGAAUUUUCUUCCUCUUUUUUAGCCCACGUAAAAGUAAUUUGCCUAUAGAAACCAAUGUCCCUGUGGAU
This is a messenger RNA of Dromiciops gliroides (monito del monte), 2434 nucleotides long. RefSeq names its product potassium voltage-gated channel modifier subfamily G member 1 (gene KCNG1). Gene Ontology annotation, cellular component: membrane; voltage-gated potassium channel complex. The transcript is spliced from 4 exons. Gene Ontology annotation, molecular function: delayed rectifier potassium channel activity; protein binding. NCBI's taxonomy places the organism in Eukaryota, Metazoa, Chordata, Mammalia, Microbiotheria, Microbiotheriidae. The record is from RefSeq and is a predicted model, not a curated record. The coding region runs from base 598 to 2133 and encodes 511 amino acids. Gene Ontology annotation, biological process: regulation of delayed rectifier potassium channel activity; protein homooligomerization; potassium ion transmembrane transport.